This is a messenger RNA of Vicia villosa (hairy vetch), 1353 nucleotides long. RefSeq lists its product as uncharacterized. Lineage: Eukaryota; Viridiplantae; Streptophyta; Magnoliopsida; Fabales; Fabaceae. The transcript has 3 exons. The record is from RefSeq and is a predicted model, not a curated record. Bases 1 to 1353 code for a protein of 450 amino acids.
AUGAGGCUAUGGUCCAAGGCUGCGGCUUUUGGAAUCAUUGGGUGCGAAAAAGAUGGUGUGUAUGUGGAUGCUAUAAAGGAGAUGGAAUCAAGGAACGACAUCUCUUCUGUUAAGCAGAGGAAGCGUUUUAGCCAAUUGAUUAAAAAGGAGAAAUUUGGUCUCUGCCUUGUUCAAGAAACCAAGUUACAGAAGGUUGAUGAGAGUUUUGUGGGGGAAAGGUUUAUUGGGCUGAACGUUCUGUGGAAGGGAGUUAAUAUUUAUGUUAUAAAUGUUUAUGCUGCUUGCUGUAUUCAAAGAAAGAGGAGAUUUUGGAGUGACAUGCUGAAUUUUAAGGAGAAGUUUCUGGAGGGUGAAUGGUGUGUUGGAGGGGAUUUUAAUGCAAUUAAAGUUGAGGCCAAAAGAAGGGGUUGUUCGAGAGCAGUUAAUUGUACUGAGAUGGAUGAGUUUAAUAGUUUUAUGAAUAGAAUGGAGUUAGUUGAUGUGGGGUUAGUUGGAAGGAAUUUCUCUUGGUUUAGUUUUGAUGGAACUUGCUGUAGCCGAAUUUGCCGCUUUUUAUUGACGGAAGGUUUGUUAGAUUUGUGGAAAGUGGAGAAUCAGGUGAUAGGGAGUAGGGAGCUUUCAGACCAUUUUCCCAUUUGGUUUAAAGGGAAUGUGCGUAAUUGGGGGCCUAAACCGUUUAAAAUUUUCAACGCUUGGAUGAAACAUGCUGAAUUCUACUCUUUUGUUGAAAAGUGUUGGCUUGAUGCACCUAUAAGUAAUAGAUUUAUUUAUCCUUUCAAGGAAAAACUUAAGUUUCUUCGUAGUAAACUUCGGGUGUGGAAUGUGAAGGUUUUCGAUCUUUUGGAUCUUCAAGAAGAGAAUGCUUUCAAAGAAUUAAAUGCUUUGGAUUUUGCGAUGAUGGGCGAUAAUCCGGUGGAUAUUGAUUCAUUGGCCAUCAAUCGUUUAAUGGCUUCAAAAAAAAUGUGGGAGGUGGUGCGUCAUAAGGAGAGUUUUUUACGUCAAAAGGCACGGGCUCUUUGGUUAAAGGAUGGUGAUUCCAAUUCGCGAUUCUUUCAUAAGGUAAUCAAUAGCCGUAAUAUAAGGAAUAAGGUUGAUAGUUGGAUAGAUGAUGUGGGGGUGGUCAAGGAAGAGGUUAGAAGGCAUUUCGAAAGUAGAUUUUCCGAAAAUACUUAUUCAAGGCCGAUUUUAGAAGGGGUUAAUUUUGUCGCCUUAUCGUCGGAUGAUUCUUUAAAUCUUGAGGGGAUGUUUUUGGAGGAGGAAGUGAAGGAUGUUAUUUGGAGUUCUGAUGGUGAUAAGAGCCCGGGGCCGGAUGGUUUUAACAUGGGUUUUUACAAGGUUUGUUGGCCGUUUUAA